UAUUAAGCCAUCUUGCUAAUCAAAUGCCAAUUACAAUUUGUCAAAUUCAAAACACCAAAAAUCGUUAUUUUUCAAUUUUCCUGUUAGAAGUUAAUCAAAUUUCUUCUUGUAUGUUGUUGCCACUGCCUCACACGCACUUUCUUCCGAGACAUCAAGAAUACCCAUCUACUUUUCUUGCAGUUCGAGUCGAAUCAACAGCUUCAACGAUAAAAAAAUGGACGAAAAGAUUAGUCCGGGGCAAAAUGCUUCUGAAAAUCUCAGUACAUGGGGAAUUGGAGGCCCUUGUAAAUACUUCGUUCAAGUCUUCGAUCAAACCCAACUUAUUUCUGCCAUCAGAAGGAAAUUUACUCAGCCAGUUGGGGAGAGAAGUGCUGGUUCAGUGUUUCGAAGCCUUUCGGACUCAAACAUUUCGGCUGCAGAAUUUAUUGAGAGAGCAGGAUUAAAAGGGUAUAGAAUUGGAGAAGCCAUGGUAUCAAAGAAGCAUGCUAAUUUCUUCAAAAAUUGUGGUGGUGCAACUUCUCAAGAAAUGCUUGAGCUUAUUAGGUUGGUGAGGAGACAGUUUUUGAGAGAUUUGGUCUGGAACUCAAGAAAUCUUGUAUAUUCAUCCAUUUUGUAAAGAUCAAAAUCCAAAUAGAGAUAGUAAAACCAGUUUUGAGAAAUGAUUGAGGAAGAAAUAAAUAAUUUUAUGUUAUUUGGAAAAACAAGUUGAAUGGACCCUUUGUUUUUUCGGUCGACUACUAAGUUGGCUCCCCUUUCUGUUUU
Molecule: messenger RNA, 762 nt
Organism: Olea europaea var. sylvestris
Lineage: Eukaryota; Viridiplantae; Streptophyta; Magnoliopsida; Lamiales; Oleaceae
Product: UDP-N-acetylenolpyruvoylglucosamine reductase-like
Exons: 2
Coding region: 215-616 (133 amino acids)
Biological process (GO): cell wall organization
Cellular component (GO): cytosol
Molecular function (GO): UDP-N-acetylmuramate dehydrogenase activity; flavin adenine dinucleotide binding
Source: RefSeq, a predicted model, not a curated record